GAGUUGCCUGGAACUCUCCAUGUGGCACAACCAACGUUUGGAAAUUUAAUAAAUCAAUCAGGAAGAGGACAUUUAAACUAGUUUGCCCUUCAAACUAGUAUUGCUUUCAGCAUGGCUGAGAACCAGCACAGUCAGCCCUCUGAAAAACAACCUGGUGAAUCAACAGAUUCAACACCUGUCUUGCCAAGAACGUACGGGAGUUUGCUUGGAUCAAACACUCCUCCAAAAAUGGAAUGGCCCGAGUUAGUAGGCCUGACCCCAGCGGAAGCAGAGACAAAGAUAAAGGAAGACAUGCCAAGGGUCCAUAUUCAGGUGGUCCAAGCUAAUUCUUUUGUUACCAUGGAUUUCAACCAAGGUCGGGUUCGAUUGUUCCUUGACCCUUCAGGAAAAGUGCAGAGGCUUCCAAGAAUUGGCUAAAAGCAGCUUGUCUCCCAUACUACAUAGUUCUUGAAAUUGCAGGCCCUUGAUUUGUUCUUAAUAUGCUUGGAAAUUGCUCAUCAGUUGUAAACUUCCAUUGCUGUCAUUUUAGUUAUAGAUUGUUGUUGUUUCUCUCUUUCUGCUAGUACAAUUAAAUGAAUGAACUGCAAAUUUCUUU
This is a messenger RNA of Theobroma umbraticum, 595 nucleotides long. RefSeq names its product subtilisin inhibitor CLSI-I-like. Gene Ontology annotation, biological process: response to wounding. Lineage: Eukaryota; Viridiplantae; Streptophyta; Magnoliopsida; Malvales; Malvaceae. Gene Ontology annotation, molecular function: serine-type endopeptidase inhibitor activity. The record is from RefSeq and is a predicted model, not a curated record.